Molecule: messenger RNA, 2487 nt
Organism: Rotaria sordida
Lineage: Eukaryota; Metazoa; Rotifera; Eurotatoria; Philodinida; Philodinidae
Source: the annotation of a GenBank genome assembly
CAUGUCAAAUUAACAAUGCACACAAUCUUAUAUUUGAACCUUAUGAACGUCAUAUAUCAAAAUUUAUUUUCAUGCCACAUACACAUUAUUAAAUAUCAAUAAAAAUCAAGCCAAAGUAUUACUAAUAAAUGCACAAAAUCGACAACAAACAUUAUCAAAAAAUACACGAAUCGGAACCAUCUCCCGUGAUGCAACAUAUACUAUAUAUGCAACUACACAAAUUCCAACAAAAAAUAAUUCUAUUUUAAAUGAACAUCAUCAAACAUCAACUCGACAUUACAAUAAAUUGAAAUUCAGAGCUGUCUUAUGUAAAAAGGACAACUCGAAUCAAGAAAAAUUAAAUAUUAUUUGUCAUCAUUGCGAUGAACAUUUUUUAUCUGGAAAUGAUUUACAAAAACACUUACGAGGAAAAUGUUAUUCAGAACAGAUUCGACAACAAAUACUCGAAUCGACUAAACAUAUAGAAAAUCCAAAACAUCGAUUAGAAAUUCAAGAUAUUUUAUGGCGAAAUAAAAUAUUAUUUGAUCCUACACCAUCAAUUAUUAAUAUUCCUCCACAAUCAGCAAUUAAAACUGCUGAUCAUCCACCUAUCUAUUCAGAACAAUAUCCAGCAUCAUCUAAAGAUCAAGAAAUUAAAUUUCAAGAAACACAAAAAUUAUUAGAACGUGGUCAAAUUGAAGAAUCAACUUCACCAUGGUCAUCACCGAUCGUUCUUGUUAAAAAAAAAGACAAAACUAUGCGAUUUUAUGCAUUUCCAUUACCUCGUAUUGAUGAAAUUUUUGAUCAAUUAUCUGAUGCAACAUAUUACACAAAAUUCGAUUUUAAAUCUGGUUAUUUCCAGGUACCUCUAUCUAAAGAGGACCGACCUAAAACUGCAUUCUCAACUCGUGAUAAUCAUUAUCAAUUUACAGUUCUUCCACAAGGAAUAACAAAUGGUCCAGCAACAUUUCAACGUGUUAUUAACCAUAUAUUAGGUCCUACACGAUGGAAAUAUGCAUUAGCAUAUAUUGAUGAUGUAAUUAUAUACUCAAAAACAUUCGAAGAACAUUUAUCACAUCUCAAUGAAAUUUGUCAAAUAUUAAAAGAAGCUCGUUUUCGUCUCAAUCCAGAAAAAUGUGAAAUUGCUCGAACACAAACUAAUUAUGUUGGACAUCGUAUACAAAAUGGUGAAAUUCGUCCAAGUCCUACCAAUAUACAUGGUUUACUAAAUACAAGAUUACCACAAACGGCAGAUGAAGCUUGUAAAUUUGUUAAAGCAGCGGAAUAUUACAGAAAAUUUAUACCUAAUUUUUCUCAAAUCGCCGAACCACUUCGAAAAUUUGUUCCAACUACACGAACUCAAAAAAAGAAAAGACAAAAAACUAUUAUUACAUUAACAAGUGAAGAAAUUAAAGCCUUCGAACAACUUAAAAAAUUUCUUACAACUGAUCUGGUAUUACGACUUCCAAAUAAUAGAUUCUCUUUUAAAGUACAAACUGAUGCUUCGGAUGAGGGAAUCGCUGCAGUUUUAUUACAAAUUUAUCCCGAAGGUGAUAGACCGAUUGCAUAUCUUUCCAAGAAAUUUACACAAGCACAACGUAAAUGGUCUCCUAUGGAACAAGAAUGUUAUGCAUUUAUAUGUGCAUUAGAUAAAUGGCACAAUUAUUUAAGUGGAAUUACAUUUAUUUGGGAAACUGAUCAUAAAGCAUUAACACAAUUAAAUAAAAAAGCACAAGUUAAUAAACGAUGUGAAAGAUGGAGAUUAAAAAUCUUAGAAUAUGAUUUUAAGGUGAAAUACAUUCCUGGUUCAAUUAAUUUAAUGCCUGAUUAUUUAUCAAGAUCUCCAGUUAAAGAUGCUGAAGAAGAUCCUGAUGAAACUACGCAUCUUAUUUCAAAAUCAACACAAACCGAUACUUCAAAUAUUACUAAUCAUUCAUCUAUUGUCGCAGCCGUUGAAACACGUGCUAUGAAAUUACGAAACAAAACUUUAAAUGACAUUUCAAAUACAAAAUUACCAUCAGAUUCUCUGAAUACUUCUAUUGAAGAGAAUCGCACAACUCCAUUUUCAAUUGAAGAAUUAAUUCAAGCUCAACAAAAUGAUGAUUACUCAAAAAAUAUUCUAAACAACAUCAAGAAAUAUAAAAAUUAUAUGACUAAAGAUAAUCUAUUAAUGCGUCGACUGAAUCCACCAGUUCCUUACGUACCACAAGGUGAUUUCCGAAAAACAAUUUUACAAAUUUAUCAUGAUACUGCAGCAACUGGUGCUCAUUUCGGAAGAGAUAAAACAAUACAUAAAAUUAAACAACGUUAUUUUUGGCCAUCAAUGUACAAAGAUAUUAAUAAUUAUAUUAAAUCAUGUAUUCCAUGUGCACAAUUCAACCCUCGUCGACAAAAAAAUCCUGGUACCUUACGACCUAUCAAACCUCCAGAAGGAGUAUGGCAAUUAGUAUCAAUGGAUUUCCAUGGACCUAUUACUCCAACAUCUCAACGUGGAAACAAAUAUAUUAU